Molecule: messenger RNA, 1612 nt
Organism: Hyaena hyaena (striped hyena)
Lineage: Eukaryota; Metazoa; Chordata; Mammalia; Carnivora; Hyaenidae
Gene: TEX22
Product: testis expressed 22
Exons: 2
Coding region: 414-818 (134 amino acids)
Source: RefSeq, a predicted model, not a curated record
ACAGCGGGUGGGAGGAGGGAGGCAGGGAGAGCUGGGGGGCCCUUCAUUCUGUGAUCCUUCCGGGCUUUCUCUGUAGGUCCUCAGCAGGUCCUCAGCGGUCGGUUGGGGGCACAUGCCACUUCCCACCCACCGGGCUGGAGCCAAGGUGGGAAACCUGGGCGCUGGGAGAAGGGCUGGCAGGGCGCUGCGGCUGCUCCAGCCAGCGGUGAUCCUGUGGGGGCGGGGAACAGCAGUAGGAGCUGGGGGACCAGGUCACCCACUGGCCUGAGGCCUGCCCAACACUGUCUGGCUGAUAGAGCGCAGGUGAGCCCAGCAGAGCCUGAUGCCGCCUCCAUCUGCUUGAGGGGCGCAGGGAGCCGUGGGGGCCUUUCCCAGAGCCCGGGAGGCACAGACACGCAAGCUGAAGGGCGGACAUGGACGGUGGGAAGCAUUUGGCUGAUGCCCCCCUGGGGAAGAAGCCAGGGCUGCCGCGGCCCCAGGAGCAUGGGCACCCCCCUCCCCCGGAGAGCCCCACCACAGCCUGGGGCCAGCCGGGCGACUGGAGCGGAGGGCCGCAGGUACUGCAGACUCAGGACUGGCCCUUGGGGAGCGUCAGCUGCUCGCUGCAGUCUCGAGGGAUUCCCUGCGCUACUCUCUGUCUCGGUGUCCUGCCUGGUGUCCUUCCUCUUUGUCCCCCUCAGCGUGGAGUAUUCUUCCUCCUGACCCUGCCCUUGGAGUGCAGCCUCCCGGGAGCCUCCAGUCUGGCUGACGUCAUUCAGCCUCAGCAUUCCUCUCGUCCCACCCCGAGCCCCCAGGGCCGCCUCCACCCCACAUGGUGAUGACACGAGCUCACAGAGGGCAGAGACCUCAGGCUGAGGCCAAGGUCUGAGGAGACCUGCCCCUGGCGCAGGGGCUGCCAACAUCCAUCUCUCCCUGCGGGCUGGGCCCGCUUCCUGACAAUCUCACUGAACACAACAGGAGGGGAGGGCUUGCCACCAGGGAUCACAGCUUGGGCAGAGAAAGAAGGUCCACUCUGGGCUGCGAGAUGGGAGGCAGCGGGAACAGGUUGCUGCCUCAGCCCCCGAGCGCCGAUCCACCCACGUUGCUAAUCUAUGAAAUAUGCACCCCGUGAAACAUGAGCUAAUGGCCAGGGGUACCAGACAUUUGAAGAAGACCUCUGUCACAAAGGAGAGCAGGACAGUUCGGGGAAAAGACCAAGAAGAGUCACAGCAGUAGCCAUGUCGCCAUCGUCCUGGUGGCUUGUGCCAUCUCGGAAGAAUUAGCCCUGCAGCCAGACGAGGGGGACGUAACGCGGCUGAGGUGACACCAGCAACAGACUAGGAGAUGAGUGAGUGGGAAAGGAAUACACUGGACAGGAAAUGUGCAGACCUGUUUGAGAGGAGAUUAAAAGCACCCUGAAGCAUCACCGAGAGACUUGGCAGCAGCGGAUGCCGUCACUGAGGGGCCUCCCUAGACAUUUCACAAUUCAGCGUCAUCAGCGAUCAGCGUGGUGAACAUUUGGGGCGCCUGGCUGGCUCAGUCAGUGGAAUGUGCAGCUCUUCAUCUUGGGGGCAUGAGUUCAGCCCACGCUGAGUAUAGAGACUGCUAAACAAAUAAACCUAAAAAUGCUAAA